This is a messenger RNA of Boeremia exigua, 1413 nucleotides long. Its product is annotated as plasma membrane iron permease. Lineage: Eukaryota; Fungi; Ascomycota; Dothideomycetes; Pleosporales; Didymellaceae. The record is from RefSeq and is a predicted model, not a curated record. Bases 171 to 1166 code for a protein of 331 amino acids. Gene Ontology annotation, biological process: iron ion transmembrane transport. Gene Ontology annotation, cellular component: plasma membrane; high-affinity iron permease complex. The transcript has 5 exons. Gene Ontology annotation, molecular function: ferrous iron transmembrane transporter activity.
AUGCCAACUCGUUCCAUCAAACCUCUGCGGCUCAGGUGCACCGAAUUCGCAGCCAAGGCCUGUAGGAUUCUUAGAAACAGGGUGCCUUAGCGGGCCUUUGGACAGUGAUUCAGCACGACUUCAGUGCAGAUCCGCAGAAGCCCGGUGAGCUUCACGCACACACAACCGCCAUGUCACAGAUUUUCGCUGCGCAAGUGUUCUUCAUCUGUCUCCGCGAGUCCUUGGAGACCAGCAUCAUCGUCUCGGUACUGCUGUCCUUCCUGAAGCAGACCCUGACCUCUGAGAAUGACAAGCCUGUCUACCAAAAGCUAGUCAGACAGGUCUGGCUCGGAGUCAUUCUUGGAGUCGCAAUAUGUCUUUUGAUAGGAGGCACGAUGGUGGCCCUGUUCUACCACUUCGAGUCCGACCUUUUCUCGCAGUACGAGUACAUCUGGGAGGGUGUAUUCGGCAUCAUCGCAUCUGUCAUCAUCACUGUCGUUGGUGCAGCGCUGCUCAGGAUCUCCAAGAUGCGCGACAAGUGGCGCGUUAAGAUUGCUGCUGCUCUUGAGGCGAAUAAUGCCGACGACGCAUCGAGCCCGAAAGGCCUCCGAUUUCUUGGGGAGAAAUAUGCCAUGUUCCUUCUCCCGUUUGUCACUGUGCUUCGCGAGGGUAUCGAGGGCGUUGUCUUUAUCAUCGGUGCGGGUCUUGGACUGCCAGCAUCUUCGUUCCCCCUAGCGGUGGCAUGCGGACUGGGUGUCGGCGCGUUGAUUGGGUACAUGUUGUACAGAGGCGGUAAUGCAGGCUCUCUGCAAGUGUUUCUGGUUGCAUCGACCUGCUUCUUGUAUCUGAUUGCUGCUGGGCUGCUGAGCAGGUCUGUCUGGUUCUUCGAGAACUACAUGUGGAACGUCGCAAUUGGUGGUGACGCAGCAGAGACAGGCGUCGGACCUGGGUCGUAUGACAUCCGCCAGAGCGUUUGGCAUGUGAACUGCUGCAGUCCUGAAAUUGACGGAGGCGGCUGGUGGGGUGUCUUCAACUCGAUCUUUGGCUGGCAAAACUCUGCCACCUAUGGCAGUGUCAUCUCCUAUAACCUGUACUGCAUUGCAGUUGGUACAUCAUUUUUCGUCAUGUACUUCCGCGAGAAGCACGGGUCGUGGUCUCAGUUUAUGGGCAAGCAGAAAUCCACGUGAGCAUAGAUGCAACGGCUGGUGUAACCGAGAGGCUCGUGUAAGUGAUAUCAAUCAUUCAAAAAUUGAGGGAGGCCGGGAAGUUUGUAUUGUUCUUCGUAGCCACAAAGGACCCACUGAUCUAGUCACUGAAAAAGACUAUGGGGUUUCGAACACAGAUCCCAAUCUGUGUUUACUGCAUACCGUCGCGUCACUUCGCACGCACCUUCCACUUCAGCAAAGUGUAGCGAUGACCUGUCCAACCUGCAGG